Penicillium waksmanii is the source of this 2013-nucleotide messenger RNA. Its product is annotated as Zn(II)2Cys6 transcription factor. Gene Ontology annotation, biological process: DNA-templated transcription; positive regulation of transcription from RNA polymerase II promoter by galactose. Gene Ontology annotation, cellular component: nucleus. The transcript is spliced from 9 exons. Bases 1 to 2013 code for a protein of 670 amino acids. The record is from RefSeq and is a predicted model, not a curated record. NCBI's taxonomy places the organism in Eukaryota, Fungi, Ascomycota, Eurotiomycetes, Eurotiales, Aspergillaceae. Gene Ontology annotation, molecular function: zinc ion binding; RNA polymerase II cis-regulatory region sequence-specific DNA binding; DNA-binding transcription factor activity, RNA polymerase II-specific.
AUGGCGGAUGAGCCGACUCCCAAGCGGGCUAAACGGGCACGUGCAGCCCAGGCUUGCGACCGUUGCAGGACGAAGAAGUAUAAGUGCGACGAGCAAUACCCGUGUCUACAUUGUAAAAAGAGCCAACUAGAUUGUGUGUAUCAGGGGACUUACCGAGAGCGUGAGAGCAGCCGGUCUGCAACCUAUGUCGUUGACCUUGAGAAGAAAGUGGAGGAGUUGGCCUCCAAGCUGCGCACAGCUGAAGCACAGCUCGGAAGAUCCCCACAGCCCUCAAAGUCGAUAGUUCAACCGAUAGCCCAAGGAGCAAUCGAAACAACUCCAUGUUCUUUGCCAAGGCCAGGCUCGACACCGCAGGAUCAGGCCAAGUUACCGAGCAAUGCACAUGAGGAGUCCGAGAGCGCCGACGACGAGAUCAAUGAAUUCAAUCACCACACGAAUGGAAUCGAGUUCCACGGAAGCACGUCAUCAGCAGCAGCCAUUGGUCACCUAUCAAAGACACGCGAUCCUAAACCUCCCCAGGAAAGGUACCCGCCUGCUGCGGAUUUCUCGUUAAUUUCAACGCUGCAUAACCCCAGCUUUUCGCCUUCCACGACUGGACAGCCAACAUCCGUCGAGAGCCAGAAUUAUUAUUUUGAACAAGCUCAUGUGUUCAUGAAUGGAUAUUUUGAGAACAUUCAUUUCAUUCAUCCAUUCAUCGACAAAGAUGAAUUCUUACUCCGCGCCCAUAAUCUUUGGUUUAAUCGGGCGCACUCGCCCGAUCCCAGCUUCGUUGCUCUAUACCUGAGUGUCCUGUCAUUUGGGUCAUUAGUCCGCGUAUGGGACGAGGAUAAGAUUGCUGGCAUGGGUCGUUUUGAAUGGAGCCGAAAGCUAUUCAGUGAAGCACAGGCGUAUUUGAACUAUCUGCGGUUCUCGAAUGACCUAGAGACAGUUCAAUGCCUCUACUUCAUGGCAAAAAUUUGUCAGAAUGAACUGAACCCAAACUUGGCGUAUAUGUAUCUUGGACUCGCAGUUCGCACUUGUCUUUCUGCUGGGUUUAAUAGAGAGGUCCCAUCUCCAAAGGAUCAACGCUCUAGCUGGAUCUCGAAGACUUGGUGGGGUAUAUUUUCGCUGGAAAUAGAAAUGAGUUUUUCAACUGGACGACCUGAUACCCUCGGGAUGGACGAAUAUCAUAAUAGAGCCAUUCCGGAUCGAGACGACUCGGAGUAUGCCAUCAUCCCUUGGAUGAUCGACUUUGCCCAGAUCAUUCGACGGGUAUCUGUCCAAAUCUACCACUCGCGUAUAACAUUACAGGAAAAGCUACAACUGGCCCUUCAGAUUGAAAUGGAGAUAGAUCGAUGGCUUGCCAGACUCCCAGAGAAAAUCAAACCGGAUAUUGGUGCCUAUAGGCAAUCUCGCAGUGCUUUGCGGGAUCCCAAAUGGGCCAGAAGGCAACGCCUCGUCCUUGGAAUACGCUACUAUAAUGUCAAGAUGCUUCUAUUUCGGCCCUUUUUGAGCCACUUCACACGAAAAUUACGACACACCCCGACCGAGUUGGAGGAAACGAUCAACAAAUGUCUCGAGGCUGCUAUGAAGACCAUCGAGGUCAUUCACGAUAUUUAUCGAGUGCAUACGUUCUUCCGAUGCUGGUGGUAUAACACGACAUAUGUAAUGUUCGCUACUUCAACUCUGUUGCUCCCGAUGUCGAAACUCGGAAUGUGCGCCGAGACCAUGCCCCUCCUACGCUCUGUGGAAAUGGGAGUCGAGAUACUCGAAGCUAUGGACGAGUCCGUUGUUGCCCGGAAGUCCGUAGAAAUCGUUCGGCAAUACCUGAGAGACUUCAGGGCAUCUGGAGCACAACAGUCAACCACUGGUGUCGAAGGAGGAGAUGAUCUAGCCGCUUCCGAAGUAGAGGCUGGACCCCCUGGAUUUGAAAUCCCCGAGUGGGCCUACGGCUUCGGGUUCCCAGAUUAUUCGUUUGAUGGAAUUGCGAGGUUGUUCGAUGAUAUUGGAGGCCUACCGAUGUUGGAUGGGUAA